Anisakis simplex (herring worm) is the source of this 1509-nucleotide messenger RNA. NCBI's taxonomy places the organism in Eukaryota, Metazoa, Nematoda, Chromadorea, Rhabditida, Anisakidae. The record is from the annotation of a GenBank genome assembly.
GCCAAACAAUGGCAGAAGAUAGCAGCGCCACGUAAAUUUCCCGAAGUGUGCGAAUCGCAAUUCGGCAUCCGUCCUCAUGCAGCUGUUUGCGCACGUGGCCCUCACCUUACCAUGAUCCAAAGCCUUAGCUCAAGCUUAACGCCAAGUUCAGCUGUGCCUCAAGCGAUCUGUCUUCGUCCGUCAUUCAUCAGGUGUUCUUCUGCCUCCUCAUCCUCUUCUUCUUCUUCUUCGUCCUCUUCUGCUAAAUUCUCACUUUCAACGUCUUCAACAUCCCGACCAACCAGCACCACCACCACUCGUCAUCUGUAUCGUCGUUGUCAUCUCUGUACGACGACUACAUUUUAUCUGAUUGUGCUGAUCGCUCUACUACCACGACCACCAAUCAGUAGUGCAUUGAAAGCAGCGCUUAGCAAUCCGACUCGAAAUCGUUUCACGGACGCUGAAAUUGAUUUAAUUCGAAGGAGUUUCUUGAGAAAGAUUGGAAAUUGGUGCAUGUUUGCUCCGAAGAAAAUCCGCAAAGCAUCAAUGUUUUCUAGAAUAAGUUUAGCUCCUUUAAGGUUCGGAAUGAAAGAACAACCAAAACAGGAACUUCCUGCGCUACCGAUACCAAAUUAUUUAUGGGAUAUCUACGACAAGGUUCAAAGUGAAGAAGUCGAAUGGGUUCGGCAUUAUUAUCCACAACGAAUUAUGGAAAGCGAAGACAGAUUAUUGUUGCUGCGAUACAACCUUACUGUGACCGUACAAAAUGCAACUAGCGAGCGCAUUCUUCGCGCAGAUCUCAAAUUGAAACUGAACAAGGGAAUCGUCAAGAGACGGGUUAAAGUCUACGAAGUUGAUCAACGUAAUCCUGAUAUUAAACGAUUGCUGGAUUCGAAACAAGUUGAACCUGAACCAAAAAAAGAUCAUCAAUGGGUUGAUAUGGAUGUGUCAGAAGCACUCACCAGGAGGCGACCCGACCGAAAUCGAGUAGAUUUUGCAAUCGAGCUCUCCGAUGGACAUCUCACACCACCAUCCUUUCCAUCAACGAACACUGUACCAACGAUACCGCGCAGUAGAACACAAGCGGCUGCAUUAGUUGUUUACGUUGAAACCAAUGAUGAAGAGGCAAUUAAGAUCAGGAAGAAACGGAAGGCGGGUGGCAAACGACGGCAUCAACAUCGUAAACAUAACCAUAGGGUCGGCUCACAGGAAAAGAAUCUAUGUCAGAGACGAGAACUUCACGUAGAUUUCAAUGAACUUAAUUGGCAAGAUUGGAUUCUUGCGCCUCCUAGCUACAGUGCAUUCCAGUGUCAAGGUGAAUGUCCAAAUCCGUUAACAUCGCACUUCAAUACGACCAAUCAUGCAAUUGUGCAAGGACUCAUCAAUUCCGUUAAUCCUUUCCAAGUGCCAGCACCUUGUUGUGUACCAAUCGAAAUGGAAUCAUUAGCUAUACUCUAUAUUGAUGUGGAAAGUAAAAUCGUUAUUAAGAAUUAUCCGGACAUGGAAGUAUUAAGUUGCGGGUGUCGUUAG